Xylona heveae TC161 is the source of this 1462-nucleotide messenger RNA. RefSeq names its product glycoside hydrolase family 16 protein. Lineage: Eukaryota; Fungi; Ascomycota; Xylonomycetes; Xylonales; Xylonaceae. Gene Ontology annotation, molecular function: hydrolase activity, hydrolyzing O-glycosyl compounds. Gene Ontology annotation, biological process: glucan catabolic process. The record is from RefSeq and is a predicted model, not a curated record. Bases 328 to 1281 code for a protein of 317 amino acids. The transcript is spliced from 7 exons.
UGACAACCCUAUUCGGACCAUAACAUGAGGUUCCAAGGGAGCAUGUUUCAUGCCGGGUCUUGAUUGGGUCUCUUUGGCCGCGUCGGCCACACGGGACCCGUGCCCUCAUUUUUUUUCUGGCUCCCCCUUUCUUCAUAUAUCUGCCCGCUCGUGGCCGUUCCGACGCGCCCUUCUGUUGUGAAAGUUCUCGUCGUUGUUGCCGUCCGUGUCCGUCCCUUGUGUGUUGUUGCUGUGUGUAUGUGUGUGUGCUCUGUUCGUCGGCAUCCUGUCUUUUCAGGUGUUUCCCUCUGAUAUUGGAACAUUGCGUGGUUCACUCUCAUUGUCAUAAUGCUUUGGCAAACUGUCCUUCUCGCCUUGGGCCUCGCCCGCUUCACUCUUGCCGAGUUUGUUCUGGCCGACAACUAUCCAAUUGCUUCAUUUUUUGACAAGUUUGAUUUCUUCAAUGAAUCGGAUCCAACUCAUGGAACUGUCGAAUAUGUAGAGGCGCAGACGGCCGUCUCAGAGGGUCUCGUCCGCACGGCAGGCAACUCCGUGUAUAUGGGUGUUGACUACUCCAACGUGAUUCCCUCCGGUGGUGGACGCCCGAGUGUUCGUUUAGUGAGCAAGAAUGUUUACAACCACGGUCUUUUUAUCCUCGACCUUGCCCAUAUGCCGGGUGGCAUCUGCGGUACAUGGCCUGCAUUUUGGAUGGUUGGUCCAAACUGGCCAUACAAUGGUGAAAUCGACAUUAUCGAGGGCGCCAACACGCAAAACCAAAACGACAUGACCCUUCAUACUGGGCCAAAUUGCUCCAUUACGGACAAUGGAGAAUUCACCGGAACUAUGCCAAGCUGGUUAACCGAUUGCAAUGCUGCAUAUGGCGACUACAAUGGCUGCCAGAUCCAAGCCACGGCGACAAACUCGUAUGGAGCGGGAUUCAACCAAGCCGGCGGAGGUGUAUAUGCGACACUGUGGGACUCUGAUGCCAUUAGCAUUUGGUUCUGGUCUCACUCUGGAACUGUUCCUGCAGACAUCGUCAGCGGGGAACCUGACCCAACGAGCUGGGGAGAGCCAUUGGCAAUGUUCCAGGGAGGUUGCAAUAUCGACAAUUCCUUUAAAGAUAUGCAAAUUGUUUUCGACACGACCUUUUGCGGAGACUGGGCAGGCAAUACCUGGAGCGGCACAUGCUCUAACCUCGCCCCUACAUGCACCGAUUAUGUCCUUAACAACCCCUCUGCCUUUACUGAUGCCUACUGGAUCAUCAAUUCCCUCAAAGUCUACGAAGACUAUGCGUGCACGUAACCCUCCCUCCUCUCCAAUCCUUUACCUUGACCACUACCACCACCAUUGACCUCGACCCUUGCCUCUACUACGAUUCCUAUCCUUUCGAUGAUGAUAAUGAUCACUACCCAUCCGACGACUACCCCGAAUCCUAUACCCUCCCCGCAUCUGCCACCCUCUCCGCCGCUUCCAAUCUCCCGCU